This is a messenger RNA of Gracilinanus agilis (Agile Gracile Mouse Opossum), 3380 nucleotides long. RefSeq lists its product as uncharacterized. The coding region runs from base 217 to 2463 and encodes 748 amino acids. Gene Ontology annotation, molecular function: GTP binding. The transcript is spliced from 6 exons. NCBI's taxonomy places the organism in Eukaryota, Metazoa, Chordata, Mammalia, Didelphimorphia, Didelphidae. The record is from RefSeq and is a predicted model, not a curated record.
GACCCCAUUCACUGGAAACUCAGGUCCCUGAAUCCCUCUGAGGCCCCAUUUGGAAGAGGUGAAAGGGAGAAGGCUGGUUUUUAAAGGAGUCAAGGGGUUACCCAGAAACAACAAACACCCUGAGGAAGUAAGACCUGUGCCUGAAGACCAGCAGGACAGAUCUGUGCUCCAGUCCCUGGGAGACCAAGUUUGCCAGAACCCUUCCCUUGAAGCAAAAUGAUGUCCACUAAAUACACAGACAAUGGAAGAGGAGACUCAAUGAAGCUAGAACUCAGAAUUGCCCUCAUAGGAAAAUCAGGGGCUGGAAAAAGUGCAACAGCAAACACCCUCCUGGGGAGGAGAGAAUUUGAGUCCAAGUGCUCAGCAGAGUCGGUCACCAAAGUCUGUAGAAAAGCCUGGACCGGGAGGAAUGGGAGGAAUAUCUCUGUUGUUGAUAUUCCCGACAUUUUUGACACUGACACUCCAGAGCAAGAAAAUUUAAAGGAAAUAGCUCAUUUCAUGACACUAUCCUCUCCAGGACCACAUGCUAUAUUAUUGGUGUUGCAUGUCCGUCCUUUCACUUAUGAGAAGACAGCCAUUGAAAAUCUUUUUAAGAUUCUGGGACCUGAAGCUGUAAAGUUUUUGAUCAUUUUAUUCACUGGGAAAUAUAAACUAGAAGAAAGUAUAGAGGAUUACUUAGGAACCAUUAAAGACUCAUACUUCAGGGAAUUGUUGAAGAAGUGUGAAAAUCGAUGCUGUGCAUUUGACAAUAAUGCUACUGGAGCCCAGAGAGAUGCCCAGGUUUCAAAGCUGAUGGCCAUGAUUGAGAGUAUGGUGCAAGAAAAUGGAGGUACCCAUUACACCAAUAAAAUAUAUGAAUCUGUGGAAGUGCUCCUCCAGAAAGACAUGGAAGCACAUCAACAAUAUGAUAAGGAACAGUUUGAGAGGAGUAUUGAAAAAAUCAGGCAGAAGUAUGAGAAAAAGCAAUUGUGGGAGAAAAAAAUGGAAAAUUGGGAAAAGACAAUGGAAAGCUCGGAAAAGAAAAAAGAAAAGCUAAAGGAAGAAUAUGAGAAGAAAAAGAAAGAAUAUGAAAAGCAAAGGAGCAACUUCGCUGAUAAGAAAGAGUCAGAAGAAGAGGCAAAGUACAGGAAAUAUUAUGAAAACCGGGAGAAGGCUGAGAAUAAUCAAGAUUUCUUUUUUAAAAAAUGUGGACCUAAUUCUCACUUUGAUAUCCAAUUUCAUGAAAAUGUGUUUUGCACAAGCUUCCUUGACAUCCUCCAAGUUCCUCCAAAAGUACUAAAAUCCAACCUUUUGAAAAAGCCUUUCCCCAUCUCCUUAAGGCAAGUGCCUUCCCUCUGUGAUUAUCUCCACCUCAUCUGGGGACAAAGGCUGACCAGGAGCAACACACUAAGAAAAAAAAAAAAAGACAUGAGUCUGAGGAAAAGUAUGACCACCCAAUACCCAAACCACAGAAAAGGAGGCUCAAAGGGGUCAGAAUUCCGAAUUGUCCUUGUGGGGAAAACGGGGGCUGGGAAAAGUGCAACAGGAAACACCAUCCUGGGCAGGGAAGAGUUUGAGUCCAAGUGCUCAGGAGGGUCAGUCACCAAGGCCUGCAAGAAAGCCAAGACUGAAUGGAAUAACAUGGAAAUUUCUGUUGUUGAUACUCCAGGCAUUUUUGAGACUAACACCCCAGAGCAAGAAAAUUUGACUGAAAUAGCUCGUUUCAUGACGUUAUCCUCUCCAGGGCCACACGCUCUACUACUGGUAUUGCAAGUGGGUCGUUUCACCGAUGAAGAGAAGGCAGCCAUUGAAAGGGUUUUUAAGAUUCUAGGAGAUGAAGCAGUGAAGUUUUUAGUCAUCAUAUUCACUGGAAAAGACAAUCUAGGAGAAGAAAGCAUAGGAGAUUUUGUAGGAACCAUUCGAGACUCCUAUUUCAAGGAGUUGUUGAAGAAGUGUGAAUACCGAUACUGUGCAGUGAACAAUAAGGCUAAUGAAGCCCAGAAGGUCACCCAGGUUUCAGAGCUGAUGGCCAUGAUUAUGGACAUGGUGCAAUAUAAUGGGAACACCUACCACACCACCAAAAAUUAUGAAUCUGUGGAAAAGUUACUCCAGAAGAGCACAGAGGCACGUCAGCAACAUUACAAGGAGCAGUUUGAGAGAAAAUUAAAAGAAAUCAGCCAGAAGCAUGAGGAAGAAAUGAAAAAGUUGGAAAAGAAAAGGAAAGAGAUGGAGAAGAAAAUGAAAAAGUGGGAGAAGGAAAGUGAGGAGUAUAAAAAGCAAAAGGAAGAAUAUGAGAAGCAAAAGCAAAACUUGGAGGAUAAGAAGAAUAAAGAGUCAGAAGAAGAAGAGGCUAAGUACAAGAGAUAUUAUCAUGGUGCCCGGUGGGAGUCUGAAAAUGCUCAGAAUAUCCUUUCUGAAGUUAUAAAGUUCGUUUUGCCCAUUGUUAUAUCAGGCCUUAUCACUGUAUUUCUCAAGAAGAUCUGACAAUCAGAAUUAUUGCAUAUUUAGUUUCUUCUUUCAGGUGCAUUCAUAAAGGUAUAUAAUUCUUGAAGAAGGCAGAGUCCAGUGACAGAAAACUUUCACAAACUAUUUCUGACCCUCAUUUUUCUAAUCAGAUUACAAGUCUCUUAUAAUAUUAUUCCAUCAUAAGCCUAAACACAUGCAAGGAAUUUGAGUGAGGGAAAAAAAGAAGCAAAAUUAAAAGCCUGAGAAUUUAAGAUUAACUAGAAGGAGCAGAAAAAUUAAAAAAGAUAAAAUAUGCAAAUAUUGGAGGAAUGGUUAAUAGAAUUUUGGGAAAGUUUCAUGUAUAAACCACCCCUUAUUUUUUAAAGGACCCUUUACAGAACUAGAAUCUCUAUUAGUUUGGGAAUAUAAAAGUGUAUUUUGUUUACAUUGGUUUGUUCCCCAAAACAUGUUUGAUAUAUUUGGAGAUGUGAAGCCCUCCCCAAAAAGCAGAAAAAUUUAGGAAGCCAAAUAACUUACCUUGUCCCCAUGAAAGGGGGUGGAAACAGAAUAACUCUCUUUUUUACCCCUGACUUUUUACCCCUGACUUUUAGUUUCUCCUGAAGUUUGUUAUCCAAAACUGAUAGAGAUAUUAAAUUCUCCUGUUACAUAUGUAUUACUGUCUAUGUAUACCAAAAUUUCUUGUAGAUCAAAUGUUUGUUUCCUUUAUGAAUUUGAGUGUUAAGACAUAAGAACAAUAUGAGUUUGUUGGUGGUGUUUUUUUUACUUAUAUUUGUUUGGUACUUAUAUUGGUGGUACUUAUAUUGGUUCAGCAUUACAUAGUUUCAUAUUUGUCUCUUUUUAUUUGUAUGUUUGCUUUUCCUUUGUCUGAUAGCAUUAGGCAACUCCUACUUUUUUGGCUUCACUUCAUAGAUAGUAAAUACUUUUCUAUCCUCUUA